AUGUUCACUUGCAGGCGCAGCAAUCAAGUGGAGCCGCCGGUGUCGGCCGGUAAUCCGAAGAAUACAACCGUUGCCAGGGUGGCUGACCGGCCAUGGGUGACCGACGCAAUAAACCCAGUUGCUGCGUCGGCGCCGGUGCCGAACACAAACACCGCCGUCAAGAAGUUCUCCUGCUUGCAAAGUCUGCAUUUUGACGCUCUCACGUCCGCAGCCGUGGUGGAGUUUAUUGGGACGUUUCUGUUAGUACUGACCGUGUCUCUCAGCACCGUCCAGAAUACGGAGAUGGCACCCAUCAGCAUUGGAUUCUUGUUCAUGUCACUGGUUUUCUCCUUCGGUUACCUCAGCGGCGGCCACAUUAACCCGAUGGUAACCAUCUCCGUGUGGCUGGCCACCUCCACCGGUCAGGGCCACGCCACCUUCAGCAUGCGCCGGCUCAUCAUGUACGUUGUCGCGCAGAUGGUGGGUGGUAUGAUAGCUGCCUUUAUCUGCGCGGCUCUCAACGGCCGAGAAUUUCCAGUGCCGAACAUGGGGGUGAGCCUCAACACGAUGCUACGCGGCUUCCUCGCUGAAAGUGUGUUCACGUUUGUUCUCUGCUCAGUUUUCCUGCACGUUGCGGUCAGUCAGCAGCGCAAUAACAGCUUCUACGGCUUCGCAAUCGGCUUCUCAGUGCUGUGUGGAGGCCUGACAUGUGACUCGAUUAGCGGUGGUGUCUUCAACCCUGCUGUGACUACCCCUCUCAUGAUAGUGCGAUGCUUGUUCUCCCUCAGCGCGUCUGCGUGUACCUCGAUGCCAUCCCUGUUGGUCUACUGGGUCUCUGAGGCUAUUGGGGCAAUGUGUGCAUCGAUUGUGUACGUGGCGCUGCAGAACGUGGGGGAUGAAGUCUAA
This is a messenger RNA of Leishmania braziliensis MHOM/BR/75/M2904, 885 nucleotides long. RefSeq names its product putative aquaporin. Gene Ontology annotation, molecular function: channel activity. The record is from RefSeq and is a predicted model, not a curated record. Gene Ontology annotation, cellular component: membrane. Gene Ontology annotation, biological process: transmembrane transport. The transcript has a single exon. The coding region runs from base 1 to 885 and encodes 294 amino acids. NCBI's taxonomy places the organism in Eukaryota, Euglenozoa, Kinetoplastea, Trypanosomatida, Trypanosomatidae.